Messenger RNA from Cyprinodon tularosa, 2508 nucleotides. It is a transcript of the gene slc41a2a, whose product is annotated as solute carrier family 41 member 2a. The record is from RefSeq and is a predicted model, not a curated record. The transcript is spliced from 11 exons. NCBI's taxonomy places the organism in Eukaryota, Metazoa, Chordata, Actinopteri, Cyprinodontiformes, Cyprinodontidae. Gene Ontology annotation, biological process: monoatomic cation transport. Gene Ontology annotation, molecular function: monoatomic cation transmembrane transporter activity. Bases 144 to 1667 code for a protein of 507 amino acids. Gene Ontology annotation, cellular component: plasma membrane.
CUAAUGGGUGAUGCCACAGCAGAUACCAAUAAAGGAGCUAUUCAGACGAAGACAGUCAUGUUCAGCAGCAGCGUCCUGGAGCAGUCUCCUAUCUAGCAAACUAAAACGGCAAAGGCACAUUCUCCUGAGAUCAACUUUUCACCAUGGUUGUUCCAAAUUCACCAACUAAGAUGUCCCAAAGCAGAAUUUUAAGAACACACGGCAGUCAGCAAUAUGGUUCAGUCCCAACCAUCUCAGAGAUCUCUGGAAGUCUAAGGAAUUGGAGUUCCCAUAGAUGUUUAUCUACAGACAGUAACAGUUUGGAGGGUGAGUCUCCAGAGUGCAAUGAGUCCGACCCCUUGCUUUCCAAUGAACUAUGGAAUGGGUCAAGGUUAAACAGAUCCAUGACUGCAAAGAGUGGAGAAGGUUCAAGUGGACCCACGGAAUCAGUGUGUUCCAUGGUGCUGCAGAUUCUGGUACCGUUUGUACUGGCCGGUCUGGGGACGGUUUCUGUUGGGAUGCUACUUGACUUUGUGCAGAGCUGGGAUGUGUUCCAGGAUAUCACUGAGAUUUUAAUUCUGGUUCCAGCUGUUUUAGGCAUGAAAGGAAACCUGGAAAUGACGCUGGCAUCAAGAUUGUCCACUGUUGUAAAUACUGGGGAAAUUGAAUCUACCAGAGAUAUGUGGAUGCUGAUUGGUGGAAAUCUUGCUCUAAAACAGCUUCAAGCCACAGUUCUGGGUCUGCUGGCCUUUCUUAUAGUGACUAUAUUGACCUGGAUAGCAGAUGGAGAAAUGCCUCUAAGCCACAUAGUACUCCUUUGUUCAACCUCUUUGUCUACUGCCUUCGUGGCAUCACUGCUACAAGGGAUCGUUGUGGUUGGGGUAAUCAUGGGCUCCAAGCGAAUCGGUAUCAAUCCUGAUAACGUGGCCACUCCCUUGGCAGGCAGUUUUGGCGAUCUCAUCACGCUUGCUCUGUUGGCAUCCUUCAGUCAAUGGUUCUACUCCAUUAUGGAUUUUUAUCCCCAUGUGUUAUACCUGAUGGAUCUUCUGUAUAUGAGUCUGAUACCUGUUUGGAUGAUGAUCUCUUCAAAACACCCUGCCAGUCAGAUCUUGCUUCGUACAGGCUGGGAACCACUCAUUACAGCAAUGGUUAUCAGCAGUGCUGGAGGGCUAAUUCUGGACAAGGCUGUGUCAGAUCCAAUCUUGAUUGGGAUUGUAAUUUAUGCACCUGUCAUAAAUGGUGUGGGGGGAAACCUGGUUUCCAUACAUUCUAGCCGCAUUUCCACACAUCUGCAUUUGAAUUACUCACCCGGGGAGGUUCCAGAUGGUCCCAGAAGCUGCUUGAACCCCUGUUACACUUUCUUUGGUUCAGGUGCAAACCACAGAUCCGCCCUGGUUCUUCUCAUUUUGGUUCUUCCUGGUCAGCUGGUCUUUUUACAUAUUAUUCAUCUGAUUAAAGGAGGUCUCACACUGCCCAGCGCUCUCUUCACUGUUUUCUUCCUAUUAGCUUCUACAAUUCAAGUCUUCUUGCUGCUGAGUCUGGCUGACUGCAUUGUCCACUGUCUGUGGAGGAGGGGCAAAGACCCUGAUAGCUACUCAAUACCCUACCUCACAGCCUUGGGAGAUCUUCUUGGAACUGCUCUGCUAUCUCUUGCUUUUUUCUUGCUGUGGUGUAUUGGUGAGCUUUAAUAUAGAUCAAUUCAAGAUGGUACUGAAACAAUUAGAGCCAGAGGGAAAGAUAGAGAACAGCAAUCCUAUAGUUUACUAACCUGACAACAGCCAGAUGCAUGUCUCGCUCCGCCCAGCUCCACUCUCGGAGCGAGACAUGCAUCUGGCUGUUGUCAGGUUAAUAGUUUACAGUCAUGAAAUGCAAAUUGCUUUCUUUAAAAGAAGGUCACCUUUGUAGUUUUGAAAAGUCUGACAAAGGCACAGCAUCUUAUUUCAGCUAUGUUUCAAGUCUAGAAAAAUCUAAUAAAAUGUGUAAGUUUCCUGAAUCCAUGCUUUAUUCUCUUGUUUGAAAUAUAUGAAAUCCUUUUUGAAAGACAUUUUGUAAAAUCAAAUUGCCAUAGAAAAUUUCCUUUAUUAUUUGACACAUCACAACCGUCAUAUUUGUGCGAAUCUCUUUAAAUUCUGACAUCAAGAGGUCACAAUUUCUUUAAAAAUAUGUAUUUACCAUGACUGGUCAGAAAUGGCUCCUAACCUCUAUGCUUUGGAUUGACAAUUUAAUGGAAAGUUUUAAAGAACAAAGAGUAAGAGGCAGUUUCAACAAAAAGAAAAGAUCGACCUUGUUGUUAUAAGUUCAUUUUAAGGAAUACUGUAGUAUAGCGCUCAGGCACACAUUCAGCAUUGAAAAGUGCCCAUAGCCUAGACUUGACAGAAUGUUUAUAGGGUUGGAGCAGAUGCGAGGAGCCAUCCAGACCUCUGGCAUUCCAAGGUAAUAAAUCCUACGUUUGGGCAGCUGAGUUGAAGGGGGUCGGUUCUUACUAGGUCAACAAAUUGUUCUACUAAGUUAAACUAAAGAUAGAUAGAU